CACACACACUCUAGUGACUGCUGACAGUGACAGUUCUGGCACUGUUCAUUUUGAUCUUGUCAAGAGGACUUGGCAGUUCUAAUACCGCAGUGUCAUACAAAGGGAGAAUACUGUUUAUAAUUUACGAUCUCUACCUAUUGUACUAGUUCGACUUUACGUUUAUUGUUCCCUAGAAUAGGUUCUUCCUGAAGAUAGUGGAAAAAUUAUAGACUCCCCACCAUUGCCAGCAAAGAGGUCCCGCAGCCAAGCACAAUUUCCUGUAUUGAAAGGCAACAAAAUGCAUAUUCUCAGAUUGCUUGUUUAUAAAAGAGAGAGACGUUAUUUUCUUUUAAAGAAAUGAAUUUUUCUUCAUACUGGGAUCUAAACAUUCAUCUCUAGCUAUUUCCAACAAGAGUUGAGAUUAAAAAUCCCCAGUGCUAAUACAGAUGAAGCCUCGAAAAACUCUGGAACCGUUGUCCGAAAGGACAAACACCAAGAGAGACAACUACGCUGACAUUAUUAAGCCGACAAGAGCCAUAUCUCCAGCGUUCAGGCCUGGUCCGCGCCAAAAACGCCGCGAUUCAAACGCCGAUGAGGUGAUACGAUUUGUGCGAGAGUUCCAGCGUCAUGACAUUACCUACCAGAGUCCAGCGGAACUCAAAAAGAGGUCAGUUCUGCCAGCCAUUGGCAUUCACGGCAGCGGUGACGUCUGCGAAAAAAACGAGUCGGUAAGGGCGGCAGAAGACAAGUUCGAUGACUCCGCCAGAUCUUCGAAUUUGCCCGAAACAUUUGCAGGCCAUAAGUUUGUUUUAACUGUUGAUGCCGAAAAGAACUCCGGUGACGAAAAUAGCAGACCUCACUAUAAUGAUGCAUCAGCUUUUCACUUAAAAAUACCUCAGAGUUAUAAGACGGAUUUAGAUCUAGAUGUAGAGGACACUGAAUCAUCAAGCCGUAACUUAAUCUCCAGUGAUAACGAAAUACAUUUUUCUCCAACAAGAUCCGACAUCAUAGUAUCCAACAUUUGUGACAUAAGGCAAAAACAUUCGCCUAUGAGCAGUGGCUCUAGUGAAGCUUCCAAAGUGGCGCAACUCAUGCAACCUCGCCCAUUUCGACAGUUGCCUCCCAUUUCUCGAAACACAUUUCAAGAGAAGCCUUUGGCAAGUUUGCCGUCUUCCCCUGGGUCAUCGAUAGAUGAAGAAGAAAACUAUCCUUAAUAAUGGCAUGUUGAAUGAAGACAAUCCAACAACAAAAAAUGUGUGCCCUACUAACUACAAGUGCACGCUUUUGUAUGCGGCUUUUACAAUUCAUUUGGAGUUAUUCUAAAAGCUUUAAGCCCCAAUACCCUAUUUUAUUAUCAACUCUUUGAAUAGUCUUUUCGUAAGAUUUAAUUGGACUUAGUAUAGGAAUAAACAUGUCAAUAUGUAACUCAACUUUGUACUUCAUCACUGGUUUGUAAUUCAUACAUGAAAUAAAAUAGAUUCAUUUAUUAAAAUAGUGUUGACUCUUUUUUUACCGACAACUUUAACGCUGUCAUUUAGUUUUCAAUACAUUACUACAUUCACCAUCGAAAUAAGUUUAUCUUUGUUAGCAAUAAGUUUAUCUUUGUUAGUUAGCAAUAAGUUUAUCUUUGUUAGCAAUAAGUUUAUCUUUGUUAGCAAUAAGUUUAUCUUUGUUAGCUAUAAGUUUAUCUUUGUUAGCAAUAAGUUUAUCUUUGUUAGCAAUAAGUUUUUGAAAGGCUUGACGGAAUAAAAAAUGUUUCUUUUGUUCGAAAAAAAAAGUUGGAGCCUCCGCUCCUGCGUUGCCCCAGAGUCUCCAUACCUCUAAACCGGUUCUGGUAGAGACUCUAUGACCUAUGAUAUUGCUCUUCACUAUGAAAUUUUUAGCGAUUGUAAAUUAAAUAAAAAAGUAAAAUAAUAUUAGUGAAAGAAGGAAUUUUGUAACAAAAAUAAAUCAACAACAAAAAUGUAACAAGUUAAGCCAUGGAAACUUAACCUUUUGUAAUAUAAA
Molecule: messenger RNA, 1986 nt
Organism: Biomphalaria glabrata
Lineage: Eukaryota; Metazoa; Mollusca; Gastropoda; Planorbidae
Exons: 3
Coding region: 426-1193 (255 amino acids)
Source: RefSeq, a predicted model, not a curated record